This is a messenger RNA of Alligator sinensis (Chinese alligator), 8135 nucleotides long. It is a transcript of the gene SNX27, whose product is annotated as sorting nexin family member 27. The transcript is spliced from 14 exons. The record is from RefSeq and is a predicted model, not a curated record. Gene Ontology annotation, molecular function: phosphatidylinositol-3-phosphate binding; protein binding. Bases 16 to 1428 code for a protein of 470 amino acids. Gene Ontology annotation, biological process: signal transduction; intracellular protein transport. NCBI's taxonomy places the organism in Eukaryota, Metazoa, Chordata, Crocodylia, Alligatoridae. Gene Ontology annotation, cellular component: early endosome.
CGUGUUCAUGCCAAAAUGAGCAAUGGUCUCAAGAUGCAGCAAGGGAAGUUGAGGAAUGGUGUAAAUGUAGAAGGGGCAACACACAAGCAGGUGGUGGACCUGAUCCGUGCAGGGGAGAAGGAACUAAUCCUGACAGUACUGUCUGUGCCCCCGCACGAGGCAGAUAACCUUGACCCCAGCGACGACUCCCUGGGGCAGUCCUUCUACGACUACACUGAGAAGCAGGCUGUGCCCAUCUCCAUCCCCACCUACAAGCACGUGGAGCAGAACGGCGAAAAGUUUGUGGUGUACAACGUUUACAUGGCAGGCAGGCAGCUGUGCUCCAAGCGGUAUCGGGAGUUCGCCAUCCUGCAUCAGAACCUGAAGCGGGAGUUUGCUAACUUUACCUUCCCGCGCCUGCCGGGGAAAUGGCCUUUCUCGUUAUCAGAGCAGCAGCUGGAUGCUAGGCGACGGGGGCUGGAGGAGUACCUGGAGAAAGUAUGUUCAAUACGAGUUAUCGGCGAGAGCGACAUCAUGCAGGAGUUCUUGUCGGAGUCGGACGAGAAUUACAAUGGCGUAUCAGACGUGGAGCUCCGAGUAGCACUACCAGACAUCACCACAGUGACGGUUAGGGUCAAAAAGAACAGCACCACGGACCAGGUGUACCAGGCCGUGGCUGCGAAGGUUGGAAUGGACAGUAUCACAGCCAACUACUUUGCCUUGUUCGAAGUGAUCAAUCACUCCUUUGUGCGUAAGUUGGCGCCCAACGAAUUCCCUCACAAACUCUACGUGCAGAACUAUACUUCGGCGGUGCCGGGGACAUGCCUGACUAUCCGGAAAUGGCUGUUCACCACCGAAGAGGAGGUCCUCUUGAACGACAAUGACCUUGCGGUCACCUACUUCUUCCAUCAGGCUGUAGACGAUGUAAAGAAAGGCUACAUCAAAGCUGAGGAGAAGUCCUACCAGCUGCAGAAGCUGUGUGAGCAGAGGAAGAUGGUCAUGUAUUUAAACAUGUUGCGAACGUGCGAGGGCUACAACGAGAUUAUCUUCCCCCAUUGCUCCUGCGACUCCCGGCGGAAGGGGCAUGUGAUCACAGCCAUCAGCAUCAAGCACUUUAAACUCCACGCCUGCACGGAGGAAGGCCAGCUAGAGAACCAGGUAAUAGCUUUUGAAUGGGACGAGAUGCAGCGGUGGGACACGGAUGAAGAGGGCAUGGCGUUCUGCUUUGAGUAUGCGCGAGGAGAGAAAAAGCCACGAUGGGUUAAAAUCUUCACGCCCUACUUCAACUACAUGCAUGAGUGCUUCGAGCGGGUGUUUUGUGAGCUGAAGUGGCGGAAGGAGGUGGAAGAGGAAGCAACAGACAAGGAUAACAAGAAUUGCAGUAAAGACAAUAUGUGCAGCAAGAGAAUUGCAGCCUGCAUAUCCGAGAGCCGUGGGGACCAGACUUGAGCAGAGCCCACCGUGACCGCGGGCCAGCAAGCAGCACCUCUGCUGGAAUAUCUUUCAGAUGGUCAGGUCACAGCAGAGGGAUGCCACCACUUAGCCCUCGCUGCGGAGGAGUGUAAACCCCCCAAAAUUAACACUUAAAAUUUAAAAAAAAAAGAAAAAAAAGAAAAAAAAUUCUGUUUAUUGUAUUAAAAAGCCCUUAAACUAAAUAUUAAUAAUAAUACCAUUCGUGAAUGUCAUGUUUAUGGACUUCAGCAGCUACAGAGACAGCAGGCUCAGCAAUGCCCAAGGGAGACCAAACAUUGCGAUGACAUAAAAUCCACUGCAGGGUUUUCCAUUUGGUUUCUUUCCCCGCCCCGGUCUUCUUCCUCCACCCCCCCUUGAGUCCCAGACCAAGAGAUGGACUGUACAUUGUAUUUUUUACAACUGGGAAUGAAGACACCGCCAUCCAUUUGCACACUUCAGACAUAUAUAUGUAUGUAUAAAGAAGAACAGUUAUAUAUACAGAAUACCAGACCUGUAUAUACAUAUAUAUAUAUUUCUUUUACACUUUCAUACCAGCGCCCGGACCUUUUUUAAGCUUGCGCUUUUAUGCGCAGUUCUUUCUUCCAUAUCUGUUGUGUUUUUACUUUAAAAAAAAAAAAAAAAAAAAAGCUAAAAAAGUAACCCAAUAGGGAAAUACCUCUCUUUUGCUAAAGGACUCUUCCAGAGCUACAAGCUUUUAAUUGUCAGUGGUUUGUUUUUUGCAUCGAAUCCCAGUUCCAGGGUCUGGCAUUUCAGGGAGGGUGAUGGGGUAAGUGUGGGGAUCUUUCCUUGAUAAAGGAUCAUUGUUUUGCAUCUUGGCACCUGGAAGAUCUGCAUGCAGGCAGCCCUCUUUGAAUCCAAUGGGAUCGCUCCGAGGGACAUGCCCAUCCCUGCAACCGCAGAAGGCAGAACCCCGGUGACUCGGGAGCGUUGAGGUCGAGCUCGUGUGCAGCGAGCUGGAGGUUUGCAUCCGAGGUCAGUGGCGGAUUGGGGAUUAGAAUCCUGCAUGGACCUGGCGUUGGAUCCUCUGCUGCUUUCCUAUUCUCCUUGUGUUUUAUCCUUCUCCCACUAGCAGCACCUUUCAAUCCUGCUUCACCCAACACUGCAGGCAAAUGUCCAAACGCAGAUGUUUGCUAGGAAAAAUCCCCUUUUGCUAGGAAAAAUCAAGCAAGCUGCCUGUUCUUGAAAGCUUCCCCCGCCCUGUCUAACCUGGUCUGCAACAGCUUAUUCUUUCUGCUCCUGCCAGCAGGGCCCAGUUGUGUCCCCUUUCCUGCUUCUGCUUCAGGGCUUCCCUUUGUGUUGCCUGUUAAGCAGUGAAACUCAUCUACAUGCUAGAGAGCUAGGGUCAGGCCCGUUCCCAAGUGAAGGCCCCUCGGAAGGUGUAUUUUUGUGCAACUCGUGACCUGCAAGGGACUGAAAUAUCCUGCCCAGGGCUGCUUCCCCUGCUGUUCUUCUCCACAGAUCUCUAGGCUCCCUCCCUUCCCUGGCUUCUGAGGCUGAGACAUGAGCUGCUGCAGCCAGAGAACUGGUGCCGUUUGCAGGGGCCUGGGUUGUUUGACAGGAUGGACCCAGCUGUGCCCACAGACAGUGCCAGGACCUUUGUCCCUCAGCACUCAGCUGGCCUGAGCAGGGGAUUUGUGUGCAUGUGUGGAGAAGGAAGUGGGGAUUUGUGUGCUGAUCUGUGAUAUGCUCUACAAAGCUGGACAGCAUAGCUGUCUCCUUUCCCUCUCUUGACCUCAGUGCCUGUGUUUCUACUCAGCAGGGUGGGGUGCUGAGCUGGGUAGCUUCUCCUUCUGCAUACAGCGGGGUUUACAGCCCAGGCUGCUCUGAUUGUCAUCCCCGGCCCUUGUGAAUGUUUGGCUGAACAGUGAGAGGGACCCUGGGAGCCAGGAGAGCCAGACUUGAGGUCUGGUGGUUCGGGAGUGGUCAGGGGAGCCCUGCAGCUGCUCAGAGGCUGGUUAGUACCUCGAUGGGUGUCUCCAUCACAUGGUUUGGGGGGCAGGAUUGUGGCUGCCCCUGGGUCUGACUGCACUCCUGUCCAUUGAAGUGUAAGGCAAAGGGGUGUUUGCAAGCCCCUUGCCAUGCUGGGGUGAGGCCUUGCUGAUACCUAGAGGGCUUUGCACAGCAAGCACGGAGGCCCCUUCUCCCUUACUAGUGCACUGCAGAGGCAGCACUGAUAGGUGGGUGGGGAGAGUGAAGGGGGGCUUGUGCCUCGCAGACAAGGGGGGAGAAAGGGACUGCAAAAGCCCCAGACGAGUUUGCCAGCAUUCCCCUGGGGCAGCAGCCUUGUCUGCCUCUACCCAGGGGAUGACACUGUGGGAAGGCCAGAAGCGGAGGCCUGGGCAGGGCUUGGCACUUGCCAUGAUGUGGUGGGGCGAGCCUUUGCCUCUAGGAACCCAUCUUUGGCUAGGCAGAGAACAGAUGAGCUGUGAAUUUGCUCAUGGGAAAUGCAUCAUCCCUGUACCUGGCCCAGUCGGUCUGUGCUCUGGGGUGAAGGCAGGCUGCAAGCACCUUGGGCAGGGCCAGUGCCUGCUAGGGAGAAACUUGGCCUUGUGGCCCAGUCAGCCCCUCCACCUCUGCCCACAUGCCUUGGGAUGCCAGGAGCAAGCUGGCUGGGUGAAAUCUAGCUCUAAGCAUUCAACCAGCUGUUGCAGGCAGAGAGUGGAGCUGGGAGCCGGGGCUAGGUAGGGCCUUCAUCAACUGCCUCCUUCUAGUUGAAUCCUGUGCAGCCGGCAGCACCUCUGUAUGGCAGGUGAUGGGCGUUGUGAAGCAGCUGCUAGGACAGGUAGUGUUGGCGUUUCCUUGACUUGAAGCAUGUUGGGGUCAGUGCUUUUACCACGUCCGACUCCAGGGCUGCCUCUCUCCGCUUCUCCUCUUCUCCAUCUGUGACCUUCACGUCCUUUUUCAGGCUUGUUUCUCUCAGACCCAAAUCAUUGUCUAGCAGAGGUGCAAGCAGGGCUGGAUGUUAUAAUGCCUGGUUGAGAUGGGCACUGGGCCGAGUAAUCCCAGGCCAGUUGGAGUUGGCUGGGGAAAGGAGCCAGGCUUUGCCUUGCACUACAAGCUGCUGGGAGCUACGGGCCACGUACUCUGCAGUUAAAAGGAGGUGUUUCCUUUCUUGUCUCCUGUUAGAGCAAAUGCUGGUUCCCUAUUGCUAAUCCUGAAGCCUGAGCAUGGAACAGGGAGCCGUCCAACGCCGGCCAAGAGCAGCAAGCCAAGCUCAGACCUCUGGGGUUCAAAGCUUGUCAGUGUUGUGGUGGGGAGGGCUGGGUACAGCCAGGUGAGCAGUGUUUGUCCCUGACCUCUGCAGCCCAGAGGAGAAGGGAUCAAUUUGCCUUCUCUCUGCCCCCUCUUCAGAGGCUGGCAAAGGUGGUUGGAAAAGCCACCACGCAAGGGAUAGUGCCCGGCCUCCUGUCAGCCUUGGAGAGCCAGGGGGAAGCCAGCCUGGCUGGACGCUGCAAGACCUGCAUGCAGUAGUACCCAACCACAUCUAGCCCCCACGCUGCUUAUUCAGAUGAGCUAUUGUCAGUCUUCCCUGAGCCCCAGCCUCAGCAGCUGUGAAUUUGCUUCUGAUUUUAACUGAGCAGAGAUGAGAGACUUCCAUCCAGCCCCCGCCUGCAGCUUCCAGUUCCCUUCCAUCUCUGCUGGCGCUGGCCAGGCUGGAUGGGGCCCUGCCCCUGGGAGCCCUGAGUCCUGUGGAGAUCUGUGGUGUCCGGAGGGGAGGCCAGACCCUGGCCUUGGGGCAGUGCAGAGCCUGGGAAUCCUGUUUAGUGGCUCAUCAAGUCGGGCGUGGAGGUUUGAUGGCAGGGCUGCAGCCAACCUGGUGCCCGUCUUCUCCCAGCAUUUGUCCUUUGGGUCCCCAGCUCCUUUCCUGCUCCUACUCAGAUCCUGGCACUGCCACCUGAGAAUGGUCUGGAGGUGCCAGGAUAGUGGCUGGGUAGGAGGCGAUGGGGUAGAUGCAGGGGUCUCUGGGCCUGGAGUGAGUGGUAAGUUGGCAGCUCGCUGGUGGGGCGUGUGCGGGAAGGAGCGGAGGGGGCUGUUUUCAGCUCAGCACAGCGAGAAGAUGAAUAGGAUUUGUCUCGGAUGGCUUGGACAGGGCUGACCCUGCCUCGGGCAGGGGUUGGACUGGAUGUGACCUCUGGAGCUCCCUUCCUGCCCUACUGCUCUGGGAUUUUUAUGAACCAAUGACACUUUCUCCUCUCUUGCUCAGCAUCUUUUUCUACCAUGUUUCAAGCAUGUGAACCAGGCUUUGGGUUCCCCCAAUGCUGGAGUUUGCCUGGAGGCUGGGGCAGAUGGAGAGAGGCAGCAUAAAACCCCUGUGCAGCAUGGGGCCGGCAUGUCCAGGGCCGUCCUCAGCCCUAGUCAGGGACACUGGGGGCUUCGGCAGAGAGGUCCAAGUAAACGGGACAAGCGAAACAGCCGUGACCCAGGCAUCACGCUGCUUGUGGAUUUUAAAGCCUACCUCCCCCUCUGCUGUAGCCUCGAGCUGCAGCUGUGUUGAGGCAAACGCUGUGGCAGUCUAGGGAUGUAGGCCACGCGCACCCCUGCUGUGCACUCGGGGCAUGGGUCUGGGGGCUGGAAUUGCUCUGAAGGCCACAUUGAAGUGUGUGAAACAUGGCAGGAUGCAGGUCCCGUUCUCCCGGUGCCUUCGGUUCCUCUGAUUUCUGAUCCCUCCAGAACCGCCCCAGGGCGUCUGCCUUGUCUCCUACCCCAGCUCAGGCUCGCAAGGUACAAACUCCGAUCGAAGCGGGGGAUCGGUUUUCAGGUGCUUUUAAUUCUCUGAGUGGUUUUUCCCCCCCUUGAAACAGCCAGGCUGGGCCUGCCGUGACACCGCGGCUCUGACCCUGUGCACGGGAACCAGGGCAGGCUGCACUCACUAUAUGCCAUAUUUUCUAGCCUUCAUAUCUACCCCAAAUCUGGGGUGAGUGUUUGGGCAAAAAAAAUCAGCUUCCUUGCUUGAGAUGGAAGCACCCUGCUUUGAUCCCUGUAUCAAUCACUCUUUGGGCAGGUGUUAACAAUCAUCUCUCCUUUUUCAUGGUCUCAAUUUUCUACCACUGAAGCUAACUUUUCUUAGGGGAACGUUGCUGUCUGCGAGGGUCUUUUCUCCUAUUUCACAGCUCUUUAGCUCUUUUCCAGGUCAGGGAGCUGGAAGGUCUCCAGCAGCACUUGAGGUUUUAGGUAAGCAGGAAAGGGAGGGCGAGUCGGCUGGAGAUGACGCUCUGUCUCUGCUCUGUGCAAGCCAUAAUGGGGGUGGGGAGCAACAUUGAUUGUAAUGCAUUUCAUCAACAAGGUGCAUCUUAUAUUUAAGGCGGUUUAUAGGCAAGAACAUGCGGUAGCUGCUUUCCUCCAGCACUCUUGGCAUGAAACAGCUGGAAGGUGCCAUGCAUGCGAGAGCUUUAAUGAGCUGAGGCUGAGCUCAGCCCUGUUCUCUCUGGGUGGCUGCAGUCGAGAUCAAGGCAAGGAAACCGGUGUGUUUAUCGGCUGUCCCGCACAGGUGCCCCAUGCCCCUGGGCUGUGAGCAGUUUGUGUGGCUGGGUGUGCUCAGGGGAAAGCAUUUUCUCCCAGCAAACCAAAGCAGAGCCUCUUGGUACUGCAGGAAAGGCAGGGGCUGGAGGGGGCAGCAUGGGGUAGACCUGCUCUCUGAGAUGCCCCUUCUGUUUUAUCUAAGGACAUUUCUAGCAAGCAUCUUGCACUUGAACCAGGCUCCUGGCUGAGACCAUGGAGCUUGGGCCUGGUGCCAACGUGUAGGUUAAUUUGGACCCUAGCGGGGAGAGGUCUAGUUCCCUGUGCUUCUUUCUCCCCUCAGCUACUUAUUUCCCAUCCCCAUGGAGCUGGAAAGCCCCUUCUCUGGGUACGUCUAGGCUGCCGGCGGGCGUGCUCCCCCCGGGGUUAAACUAGCAGCUCGCAGGCAGGUCUCGGAGGUGCAACAGCAUCAGGGGAGUCGGAUACAGGUUGAGCAGCAGCCGUGCCUGCAUCUAAUGCUUCGGCUCUCUCCAGCUGCCGUCCUUGUUGUCCCAUCUCCCAUCCCACCUGCUCUAUUCCCCAGUUUUGCAGUGCCGCAAAGCAACACCCCCCUCCCCCCCAAACUGGAAGCCAGCGUGUAUAGACCCCGCUCUGCUCUUGAGUUUCAGGGAGGAGGGUGGACCACGCAUCCUUCUCUCUGCUUCCUAUACUCUGUCCCUGCUUCUGCACCCCCCCCAACCCAACCCUGGCUUGAAACGUGCUCCUGUGUGGGAGGAACAUACUAGAUCUAACAGCAAUAAUACGAUCAGCGGAGGAGCAGCGGGUGAAGGAGGGGUCUCCCUGGCCAGGAGGGGCCAGAACUGAUGCCUACCACCAAAUUGACCAAAACUUUGGUCUCAUGCCCUUGCUCUUUUUAUUGCGAGCCAGUCAAAACAGCCCUGGUUUCAGUGCCGUGCACAUCCCCCUUUUAAUUUAUUUGAGAGAACUCUAAUUGUAUUUUCACUGCAGUAUCUUGUAUUUUUUAUUUGUGAUUCCGAAAUGUGAAGAAGGAAGAAGAGAAAAAAAAAACCCAACAAAAAACCCCACAAAACCAACUCGCUAACAGUGUUUCAUUCCUCGUUCUCUAGAGCUAACCACUCUAAAAUUGUUUGGUAAAGUCACUUAGUGUAAUUAAUUGUAACAUAUUCUUUUAAAUAAAUUGAUUUAUUGAUGAAACUACUAGCUAA